Molecule: messenger RNA, 1940 nt
Organism: Thunnus maccoyii (southern bluefin tuna)
Lineage: Eukaryota; Metazoa; Chordata; Actinopteri; Scombriformes; Scombridae
Gene: lingo1b
Product: leucine rich repeat and Ig domain containing 1b
Exons: 2
Coding region: 39-1886 (615 amino acids)
Cellular component (GO): plasma membrane
Molecular function (GO): protein binding
Source: RefSeq, a predicted model, not a curated record
UGAUAUCCAUCUCAUUAUCAACAGAGGUAAGCAGUAGGAUGGUGUCUGGGGAGGCAGGAGGGCACAGCUACUUGGUGGCGUGCUGGCAGCCCAUCCUGAUCCUGAUGCUGGGCACUGUCCUUUCUGGCUCGACCACCGGUUGCCCCUCCCGAUGUGACUGCAACGCUCAAGAGCGCUCGGUCGUGUGCCAUCGACGGAGACUGGCUGCUCUUCCUGAGGGCAUUCCCACUGAAACGAGGCUUCUGGACCUCAGCAAGAACCGUCUGAAAACAUUGGGGCCUGAGGAGUUCAUUAAUUACCCUCAGCUGGAAGAGCUUCAACUUAACGAAAACAUAAUUUCAUCCAUUGAGCCUGGGGCUUUUAGCAACCUUUUGAACCUACGAACUCUGGGUUUGCGCAACAACCAGCUGAAGCUCAUUCAGCUGGGGGUGUUCACAGGCCUGACCAACCUCACCCAGCUGGAUAUUAGUGAGAACAAAAUUGUCAUUCUGCUCGACUACAUGUUCCAGGAGCUAUACAACCUGAGGGCUCUGGAGGUUGGUGACAAUGACCUAGUAUUCAUCUCACCACGAUCGUUUCAUGGCCUCAGCAACCUUGAAAGCCUCAACAUUGAGGGAUGCAAUCUGGCCUCAGUGCCCACUGAUGCCCUUAGCCAUCUGCAUAACCUAUUGUCACUUCGAUUACGCUACCUGAACGUCACUGUCAUAAGGGAUUAUUCCUUUAAGAGGCUGUAUAGGCUCAGAGUGCUGGAGAUUUCUCAUAUGCCUGCCCUGGAUACCAUGACCCAAAAAUGCUUGUUUGGACUCAACCUCACAUCACUGUCUAUCACAAACUGUAAUCUUACCGUCAUCCCCUACCAAGCCAUCAGUCACCUAAGAUAUCUUCGCUUUCUGAAUCUGUCUUUCAAUCCUAUUCAUACUGUGGAAGGAAACCAACUGUACAAUCUGCAGAAGCUCCAGGCUUUUCAUUUGGCUGGUGGGAGAUUAGCUGCCAUUGAGCCCUACUCUUUCCGAGGACUCAAUCAUCUCCGUGUUCUCAAUGUAUCCAGCAAUAGCCUGAGCACCCUGGAGGAGUCUGUUUUCCACUCAGUGGGAAAUCUGGAGACCCUGGCUUUGUAUGAUAACCCUUUGGCCUGUGACUGUCGCUUACUCUGGGUCUUCCGUCGGCGGUGGAGACUUAACUUUAACAGACAGCAGCCUAUAUGUGCUUCACCUGAAGUUGUGAAAGGAAAGGAGUUCAAGGACUUCCCAGACAUCCUCCCUUUUGACUAUUUCACCUGCCAGAAAUCAAAGAUUGUGAAUAACAAGGUUCAAGAAAGCCAUGUGGAUGAAGGGACUACGGUCCAUUUCGCUUGUCAAGCUGAGGGUGAUCCAGUCCCAGUGAUAAUGUGGCUUUCUCCUAAGAAGGAAUACAUUACUACCAAAACUGUGGGGUCAAGACUUUCUGUGUCUAAUGAGGGCACAUUGGAGGUGCGUUACGCCCAAAUCCAGGACAACGGCACGUAUUUGUGCAUUGCAAGCAAUGCAGCAGGCAAUGACACCAAAGCCGCUCACCUUUUUGUGCAUAGCUAUUCUCCCAAUUGGCCCCAUCAGCCAAACAAAACAUUUGCCUUCAUUUCCAACCAGCCCAGUGAUGAAGGUGCUAAUGUGACCCGGGCGACAGUUCCAUUUCCAUUUGAUGUAAAGACACUUAUUAUUGCAACCACCAUGGGAUUUAUCUCUUUCCUCGGAGUUGUCCUCUUCUGUCUUGUAAUUCUGUUCCUCUGGAGUAGAGGGAAAGACAAUACGAAGUCAAGUAUAGAGGUUGAAUAUGUUCCACGUAAAGAGGAAACUGAGGAGGCCAGUCCAAAUGAGGCACCCAUACAAUUCAACAUGAAAAUCAUGUGAAACUCAAAAAGGAGGUCAUGUAAGCUUACAAACUUCAGUCGGGAUGCAUACUAU